This is a messenger RNA of Manduca sexta (tobacco hornworm), 1114 nucleotides long. RefSeq names its product trypsin, alkaline C-like. The transcript is spliced from 4 exons. The record is from RefSeq and is a predicted model, not a curated record. NCBI's taxonomy places the organism in Eukaryota, Metazoa, Arthropoda, Insecta, Lepidoptera, Sphingidae. Gene Ontology annotation, molecular function: serine-type endopeptidase activity. Gene Ontology annotation, biological process: proteolysis. Bases 100 to 909 code for a protein of 269 amino acids.
AGUGUAAAGAGAUAGUUGCGAGUCUAAUUAGUGUGUUAUCUUAUCCUUACCUCGAUAUUCCAAUGAAUUUUCAUUGAUAUUAACUUCAUAUAAAUUGUUAUGGUGUUAAUUAAAUCUCUCACUUCGUUUUCGGCAGAUAUGAAGAUCGCUCUUUUUGCUUUAUUCAUGGGCUUUGUGGCGGCAGAAGCCGUCUCCCAGGGUAGAAUAUCCGGUGGUUCAUUGACAACCAUCAACCACUACCCCACCAUUGCUUGCCUGCUGACAAACAGGGACACUGCCGGCCAUUUCAGACAAAACUGCGGCGGCACCAUCCUCAAUCAACGACACAUUUUGACAGCAGCUCACUGCCUUGAACGAGACCAUCCUGCCCAAUGGAGGGCCCGUUUGGGAUCUUCUUUCGCGACCAGUGGAGGCGUGUUGCACAACAUUGCCGCCUUCAUCCUUCAUCCCAACUACAAUCCACGUACAAUUGACAGUGACAUUGCUAUAAUGCGAACAAGUAAUUCCAUUUCGUACACUAACGUGAUCCAGGCGGCCCAGAUCGCUGGAACCACCUACGACCUUCCAGACAAUCAGCGUGUCUGGGCUGCUGGAUGGGGCCAUAUUUUUGAGAGUGGUCCGAACUCUGAGCAACUACGCCACGUUCACUUGGAAGUGAUCAAUCAAAAUAUUUGCAACCAAAGGUAUGGGCAUUUCACUAUCACCAACAACAUGCUGUGCGCUGGCGUGAACGAUAAUAGCAACCGCGGCCAGUGCUUGAUGGACUCCGGCAGUCCUCUUUACCACAACAAUGUAGUUGUCGGCGUCUGCUCCUUUGGAAUGGUUUGCGGCGACCCUUUUCAUCCCAAUAUCAACGUACGUGUUUCCCGUUUUACCGAAUGGAUUCAAAGGAAUUCCUUAAUGAUUUAAUUACAAAACCUACGAACUGUACAAAGGACACAGCGUGAGUGUUAAAAAAGAUGAAUAAAGCCAAAUAAAAAAAAGGUUGACUUAUUUUUUCUGAAUGCACAAAGUCAAGACUUAUUAUACUAUUACCAUAUUAGUGAUGAAGCAAAACUCAGAAAUACUGUUUUAUUCAUAUGAUCAAUGGAAUUACGGUGCCGGGGUCCAGAUC